Molecule: messenger RNA, 922 nt
Organism: Setaria italica (foxtail millet)
Lineage: Eukaryota; Viridiplantae; Streptophyta; Magnoliopsida; Poales; Poaceae
Product: abscisic stress-ripening protein 3
Exons: 2
Coding region: 103-624 (173 amino acids)
Source: RefSeq, a predicted model, not a curated record
CCUGCAACACAUUUGCUGCAACCGAACCAAAGCAACUCAAAGCAACUCGUGCCCAAACAGCAAGCAAAUCCCUUGUGACCCAGCCCAACAACCCCGGUCGAGAUGGCUGACUACUACCACGGCGGCAGGAGCAUGUACUCGAGCACCGACGAGUGCUACGACGCCGGCAGGCACGGCAGCCGGAGGAUGUACUCGCACACCGACGAGUGCUACGACGACGUCGACCGCAGGAGGCCGGGCGCGUACGCCGACGACUGCUACAACGGCGCCGGCGGCUACGGCGGCGGCAGACAGGCCGCCGUCUACUCCGACGAGUACUCCCGCGGCGGCUACGGCUACGGCGGCGGGCAGGAGCACUUCAAGAGGGAGGAGAGGGAGCACAAGCACAAGGAGCGCCUCGGCGAGAUGGGCGCCCUCGCCGGCGGAGCCUUCGCACUGUACGAGGGGCACCGCGCGAAGAAGGACCCGGAGCACGCGCAGAGGCACAAGAUCGAGGCCGGCGUGGCGACGGCGGCGGCGCUGGGCGCCGGCGGCUACGCUUACCACGAGCACCGCGAGCAGAAGGAGGCCCACUACGAGGGCCAGCAGGAGCACAGGGUGCCGCACGGCUACUACUGCAACUGAUCAUCAUCCAACUGACCUGAACGAUCCAGAUCGAUGGUAUUGGGUAUUGACGACGACGAUAUGCCCAUGCACGCCACGCUCGUCGCCGCGACUGCAUGACGAGCGUGUAAGUAAAUAAGAGCAGAUGUCUGUCAUCACCUGUGUGUGUUGCUCACUACUACUGUUACUACCGAUCGAUUGCGAUAAUAAUGUAAUCACUCUGCUGCCUCGGCAGGUAGCGUCAUUACUAAUGCGAUUAAGUUAUGUACAGCAGUGUGUAUCAUCUCAGCUAAUAAGUUGUAGCUCUUUGUUUUUGAUC